This is a messenger RNA of Magallana angulata, 872 nucleotides long. RefSeq lists its product as uncharacterized. The coding region runs from base 150 to 596 and encodes 148 amino acids. The record is from RefSeq and is a predicted model, not a curated record. Lineage: Eukaryota; Metazoa; Mollusca; Bivalvia; Ostreida; Ostreidae. The transcript has 4 exons.
CUACCGGGAGACAUACGCCUACUUCAGAUAGACUGAAUGUUCAGGUAAAUUUGUCAGAAAAUGAACGUAUAUCCGACUUAUCUUCGGAAGAAGAGUCACACUCGCCAAUUCAGGGCACAAAUAAUACGCCAUUACAGGGCAAAAAAGAUAUGCCAAGACAGGGCAAAAACAAACGACCAAACGUAUCAUGCGUACAGGGUCACAAUGAGUCUUCUUCGGAAGGCGAAGAAAGAGAAUGGCUCAACGAACGAGUUACUGAAAAAGAAAACGUACGAGUUAACAAGAAUGUAAGUAAGAAGAAACGUAAACAAACCGAGAGGUCAGAUUCAGAUUCUAGUUCAGAUUCAGACAGUGGAGAAGAUGAUGACUCAGAGCUCUCCGAGUCAGAAUUGUUUAAUCCUUCUCAAGUUUUACAGAACAAAGGAGAUCUGGUGAAAAAUCUCAACAGUUUUUUCGGACAGGGCCCUCGAACAACAGAUUCCAGUUUGGGGGCCACAAUUACAGAGGGCAGUUCAGCCAAAGAGGGAGGGGCUACAGAGGAGCCCCCUGAUCUGCAACAUUUACAAGGAAAACAGAGAAUCAGUAAAUCAGGUUAAAAGAUGGAACAAAUAAGUUUUCUAGAGCAGUGUUGGAAUUAGAAGAAUCUGACGGAUGAUGCCGGUUGAUCUCUGCGGGAUCCUGUUUUUUGUACAUGUAUAUUAUCCUGAUUCAAGAAUGUCUCUCAAAGUGAAUUUUGUGUAUAAGUGUUCUCCUCUUAAAUAAGGGCAAACAUUGAAAGCAUUGAUGGGUGGUCACUCAGGUGUGUUAUUCACCUGUAUGGACAAGUCUAAAUUAUUUUAUAGGGGUGUCCACUUUAAACAGCUGAUUUUGAG